Molecule: messenger RNA, 1227 nt
Organism: Alternaria triticimaculans
Lineage: Eukaryota; Fungi; Ascomycota; Dothideomycetes; Pleosporales; Pleosporaceae
Exons: 2
Coding region: 1-1227 (408 amino acids)
Source: RefSeq, a predicted model, not a curated record
AUGCAUGCAGGUGCGGUUGAAGAUAGGGAGAGAGCAGAUGGUGGAGAAGUUGCGACGCCGAUGCCGCCGCCUGGAGCACGCCGGCAAGACUUCAGCUCAAUCAUGAGGGCCGAAGUCAACCCCGAAGUGACGACUCCAUUCGGUGAUGAUGAGCGGCAGCAGCACACCACACCACCCCGCGCCAUGGUGCAAGGCGUCCAACUGCAGGUGUUUCGUGCGAUGGAGACGAAAACGUUCGAUUUCGAGAUGCAGGAUAAAUUGGCUGCUGCGCGUGCAAAGCUGGACUUAUUGCGAAGGAAGCGAGAGUUCCUUGCGGCACGAGGUAUACGUCAUCCUCUAAACAGACACGGAGCAAGCGAUGCCGAGGCGUUCCGCAAGCUAUUUUUCGAAUUUGUCGAAUUCGAGGCACAAGUCCGCAGGUCGAAUGAGCCGGCAGCAGAGCUAAAGGGAGAGAAGGAGAAGUAUGGACUGCAACCAGGGGAAACCAUGGAGCAGAGAUAUGACGAGUUGGCUUUAAGGUUCAAGAACCUCAAAGCCGAGCAUGAAAGGGAGGAUGGGAAAGGGGGGCUGGUGUUCAAGUACGAAGCUCUCGAGAAGAAACUCAACGAGCUGAAAGAGAUGUAUGACGGGGGAGACGGCAGAGGAGGGCUUGUUUCAGAGCUUGAGCGGCUGAAGCAAAACCAUGCGGACUCGACCGGCAGGUACAACGACCUGUCGGAAAAGUACCAUGGUAAAGACGGCAACGGGGGGUUUGUUUCAGAGCUUGAGCAGCUGAAGCAAAACCAUGGGAAUUCGGCCGACAGGUCCGAGCACCUGGAGGAGAGUGACCGUGGGAAGGGCGGCCAAGGAGGACUAGAGGCAGCGCAUGGCAAGCUCAGCGAUAAAGCGGAAGAUACGGCAGCGCAGCCUGAGACGACGCAAGCAGAUAACCAGGAGCUCACAAAGGAGGUUGUCAGUCUGUGGGCAGCUGCCGGGUCGUGGAAUCGUGUUGCGGAGGCUUUGGAGAAGACCGGUGUCAACACCGAUCAUCUCUACAGGUACCUCAACCACGGUGCCGCGGUUUCCAAGAUGUGCGCUGAUAUCAAGACAUGGUUGGCGAGCACUCAUGAUGCUGACGCCCUUAGGCUGUUCAGGGCUUCUCAGGAUAUUGAUGAGGCGGAAGGCAGUUUGGACGACUCUAAAAAUUUUCAUAGAGUCCGGCGGGAUGGAGGAACAACGGAGGAUUGA